Messenger RNA from Oikopleura dioica, 1818 nucleotides. NCBI's taxonomy places the organism in Eukaryota, Metazoa, Chordata, Appendicularia, Copelata, Oikopleuridae. The record is from the annotation of a GenBank genome assembly.
AUGCCCAAUUCAGACCAAAUUUUUGAUCUCUUGCGUUUUGAAAAUAAUGUCUAUGUGGACUUAUCCUCUAAUCCGUCCGAUGGAAGUGAUGAUGAGAAAGAUGAACAAAGGGAACAAGGUUCAAACUUGACAGUACCGGAGGGAGGACAAUCAGGUGGCGGCGUUUCACGAGGCAGCGGGUCGAACGCGCGCGCUGAGACGCCUGAGCUUACCCGACGUCCCGACAAGUCAUCGUCGAAAAAAGGUCUCCUAAAGGUCCUCGCGCCGCGAACAGUUGGAAAACGACAGAGCGAGUUUUUGAAAUUUUUCAAAGAAGAGAUCCCCGAAAACGAGCCUCUUAUUGCCGACUUCAGCUGCGCUCUUGUCCGAGACAUCCUGGUCCAAGGCCGUCUUUUCCUCACCCCGAAUUACUGCUGUUUCCAUUCCAAUAUCCUCCGCUGGGAAACAAGCGCCGUGAUACCUUUCACUGAUAUCACCAGCAUUUCAAAAGAGAAGACCAUCAAAAUCAUCCCAAACGCCAUCUCAGUUGUUUGUCAUCAGAACAAAUACAUCUUUACGUCAUUUACUGCCAGAGAUCGUGCGCUUCACAUUUUCACGAAAUUCUGGAGGUUCAAGCAAAACCGAGAGAACAAGAACAUCGAAAUGGCGAGCCAAGAGAACGAAGAACUGCCACCACAGCACGAUGACGAUGAUGGAGAUCGCAUCUCGCAGGCGAGCAACAAUUCAGAAGAAAAUCUGGAGCCUCCAUCGCUGCAUCAUGAGGACAAGCUCUCGAAAUGUUUCCUCGACGUCGUCUUCCCGAUCCCCAUCGAUACACUAUUCUCGCUCGUUUGGUUGACGGACUCGCCAUUUUGGAAGAAAUUCAUGACAGUAAGAAAGACGAAAAAUUGGUACGCAGAAGAAUGGAGUGAAAAGGAUGGCGAAUAUCAGCGAGAAUGCAGAUGUCUACAGCAUGUUCAAUUGCCAAUGGGCGCAAAAGAUGUUCCACAAGUCGAUAAUCAUACGAUGAUUGUGAAUGAAAGCGGGAGAAAGAUAGUUAUUGAUGCUAGAACUUAUAUACGAGAGGUACCGUAUGGACCGAAUUUCCACGUCCUGAAUCGCUGGCAAUUCCUAAAAGCGGAAAAUAAUCGAUGCCGAGUUCGUGUUGCCACGCAAAUUGUAUAUGAUAAAGCCUGCUGGCAGGUGGUGAAAACAUUCAUCGACAAAAAUGCGUACGAAGGGAAUCAAGAGUUCAUGGAGGGCUUCAGAGACGAGCUUAAUCGUUUCAUCGAAUCUGGGUCGGUUCAUCCCAGUCCGACGCUGGAUGAUUUGACUGAUGAAACGCAACGAGAACGAAAUGGAACAAAGAUCUCAGUUAAAAAAGCAACCCCAAAUCCAGACGAGCCAGAGCCGCUGCCCGAAGCCGUGACUACGCCUCCCCAUGUGCCGAACCUCUCCUACCCGCGUGGAAUCGACCAUUCUGGGGCGAUCCAACACUGGGCCAUCUUUCUCUUCUUCUUUGUCAUCGGAAUCCUCUUGUACACAUCCUGGAGCUUCAACGCGCGGCUCAAUCAGUUGGAAACGAGGACGAUUGUUCCUCCACCAGUUUCUGCUCAGCAAAACGAAAACAGAGUUGAAGAGCUUCUACUGAAGCUUAUCGAAGAAGUGCGUCAUCUUCGGAGCGAUCUUUCUUCUUCAAACAUUCCCAGCAGUUCAAAUUUCAAAAACGAAGAACUGGUGAGGAUGCAAGGUUCCACAGGAGAAACUGCUCAAACUCCUGUCGAACCUUUCCGCCCCCGCGAAUGCACCAUCGAAGCCAGAAAAAGAAAACGGCUGUAG